Saprolegnia parasitica CBS 223.65 is the source of this 1446-nucleotide messenger RNA. RefSeq lists its product as hypothetical. NCBI's taxonomy places the organism in Eukaryota, Oomycota, Saprolegniomycetes, Saprolegniales, Saprolegniaceae. The record is from RefSeq and is a predicted model, not a curated record. The transcript is spliced from 11 exons. Gene Ontology annotation, biological process: proteolysis. Gene Ontology annotation, molecular function: metalloaminopeptidase activity; manganese ion binding. Gene Ontology annotation, cellular component: cytoplasm. Bases 1 to 1446 code for a protein of 481 amino acids.
AUGCAGCGGUUGCAGCAGAAGGUUGUCCGCAGCGUACAGCUCCGCAGCGCGGCCGAGGCCAUUCCGGCCUCCGCGAACAAGCUAGCUCAAGUCAUCUUCGUGUCCAAGGCUGGCGACAAGGCUGCGCUCCAGAAGUCUCUACCCAUGGACCUGCCCGAGCAAGCGCUCGACGACUUUGCUGGCGACGCCAAGGAGACCAUGCUGCUGUACCCUGGGGAAGGUCCACGCACACUCCUCGUCGGUCUCGGUGACAAGAUUGAUGAAGUUUCGCUCCGCGAUGCGACGCAUGAAGCCAUUGCGCAGCUCUCAGCCAAGGGUGUCCAGCAGGCGUACUUGAAGGCGCCGUCUGUGGCCUCGAUCCCUGACCGCCGUGUCGCCGAGCUCAUGACGCAGACGUCGCUUCUCUCAAACUACCGCUUCGACCGCCACGCCAGCGCCGAGUUUGCUUCGGACGUGGCCGAGAAGCUCCUUGUCGCGGAAGAGACGCUGCUGGCACGGAACCUCGGGAACGAGCGCUCGGACAUCGUGGACCCUGCGUUUGUCGAGGAGAUUGCACGGGCGUCGGCGUCGGAGCUGCCAAACCUCACGGUCAAGGUGCUGCAGGACGCAGACUUGCGCGCCGAGGGCAUGAACAUGAUGGUGCUCGUGGGCCAGGCCGCGGUUGUGCCGCCGCGCCUUGUGAUCCUCGAGUACAGUGGCAACCCGUCGGCGCCGUCCGAGAAAAUCGCGCUCGUCGGCAAGGGAAUCACCUUUGACACGGGCGGUCUCAACCUCAAGCCCACGGGCUUCAUCGAGGACAUGCACACCGACAUGUGCGGUGCCGCUGCCGUCCUCGGCGCUGUGCGCGCGGCCGCCAAGGCCAACCUGCCCGUGAACGUCGUCGCCGUGCUCGCGCUCGCAGAGAACGCGAUCGGUUCCAAGGCCGCCAAGCCGCACACGAUCGUCCAGUCGCACAAGGGCUUGACGGUCGAAGUCAACAACACGGACGCCGAAGGUCGCCUCGUGCUGGGCGACGCGCUCUCGUACGUCCAGCGCUACUACGCGCCGCACACGGUCAUUGACGUCGCCACGCUCACGGGCGCUUGCAUCGUCGCCCUUGGCGAGUACACGGCGGGUCUCUUCUCCAACUCGGACACGCUGGCGACGGCGCUCAUCGACGCGGGCGCGUCGACGCAUGAGCGCUGCUGGCGGCUGCCGAUCUUGCCCGAGCACACGGCCGAGCUCAAGGGCAGCAUGUGCGACUCGCGCAGCAUGGGCACGGGGCGGUACGGCGGGGCCUGCACGGCGGCCGCCUUUCUCCAGCAGUUUGUGGAAAAAGACGUCGCUUGGGCGCACGUCGACAUUGCAGGGCCGUCCAACUACUCGGCGCAGCGCUCGUACAUGCCGGCGGGGGCCACAGGCUUUGGCGUCCAAGUGCUCUUCGAGUACCUCAAGCGCAACGCGUAG